AUGUCUCUUAUUAAGGUUCCCUAUCUAUUGUCCUCGGCUGUUGGUCUGCAUGUCGCUUGCACUGCACCUGGCGCCCCCUCUUCCGACGAGGUAAUACAAUUAACCCCAAGGGAGAUUUUCCUGCGAGGCACUGCUAUACUUACGUCUGCAAUCAAGGGUUGUUUCUGGCUAGGUGCGUUAGGGGAGGUGGGGACAAUUAUCUUGCCCCAAAUUCCGCCAUCGAAGCUUCCACCUAGCGCUUUUACUCUUCUGAAAGCGCUCGGGGGACCAGACACGCGCCCAAUCACCGUUGCAUUUCUGGUUGGAAAUACUCUGGUUUCAUUCGGCGGAUUCUUGCGCUGGCAAUGUUACCGCACUUUAGGUCGAUUCUUCACCUUUCAACUCAGUGUGCGCAAGGACCACCGUCUAGUCACCACAGGGCUUUAAUCUAUUGUGCGCCACCCAAGUUACGCAGCCUCUAUGGUAUGCAUAUGUGGUGCAGCUAUUAUGCACGGUCAUUCGGGGUCGUGGCUGAGAAAGUGUGGGAUAAUGGAGAGUGUGCUGGUGAGAAGUACAGUGAUCUUCUGGUUUUCUUUCCUAGGCAUUUGUCUUGCGGUUUUGCUCUCGAGGGCUAGACAGGAAGAUGAGAUGAUGAAGGAGUUUGGGAAGGAGUGGGAGGAGUGGGCAAGUAGAGUGAAAUAUAGGUUGAUACCUUGGGUCUUCUGGUAAUCUACAUGCAACGAUUAUGGGCGACUAUUGAGCUAUGUUUCACGGUGCCAGCCUGGCAAACAGACCAUCAGUGUUAUACACCGUACCUUCAAAUUCAAUGAUAACAAAAACAUGUCUACUU
Messenger RNA from Serpula lacrymans var. lacrymans S7.9, 829 nucleotides. RefSeq lists its product as uncharacterized. The record is from RefSeq and is a predicted model, not a curated record. NCBI's taxonomy places the organism in Eukaryota, Fungi, Basidiomycota, Agaricomycetes, Boletales, Serpulaceae. The transcript is spliced from 2 exons. Bases 1 to 426 code for a protein of 141 amino acids.